Clonostachys byssicola is the source of this 1890-nucleotide messenger RNA. The record is from the annotation of a GenBank genome assembly. Lineage: Eukaryota; Fungi; Ascomycota; Sordariomycetes; Hypocreales; Bionectriaceae.
AUGAGCGCAUUGAGUGUUGCCUGCUCUGUCGCGGGUCUCCUCACCACAGGGCUUGAGCUCGCUAAAGUCCUGGCCCCAUACAUCUUAGCAUUGAAGGAAACGCCCAGGAUUGCUACCCAUGUCCUCUCCGAGAUACGGGCCACCAACGUGAUACUUUCGGGGCUUCAGAAGCUUUUCACUAAGCUGUCUGACAUUUCCCCCAAGAGCGCUGCACUGAUAGAGCUUGAGGAGUUGAUCGUCAUAUUGACCGAUGGCGUUCUAAUAUAUUCGGAGCUGGAGAGUACUGUUGGGCCUCUCGUUGCAUCUGAUGCGCCCGAAUCAUGCCCUGCACUUCUCGCGCGGCUGCAGUGGACAAGGAAGGAGUCUCUGUUGGAGGCCAUUUUGAUGAGGCUGCAGGGGUUCAAGGGGUCCAUUACACUCAUCCUCGCCAUUCUCCAGACCGAUUCUCAAAUUCAAGCAGAAGAACAUCACGACAGACUCUCAAGAAAUAUCAACACUCUCUUAGAGAAUGACGAAGAUCUCUGGCGGCGCGUAGGAGGCGCCAGGAACAUUAUCGCUGACACUACCGUCGACUUCGAGGUAAUUCCAUCAUGCGCUGCUCCAAAAGGUCCUCCUCACCCCUUUGAACUAGAUCUCGAAGCGUCGCGUGUCUACCGCAUGGCAAAGCGAGACACGAUGGAUUUCUCAUUCCGAAGCUCGCUUGCUGGCAGCAUCGCUUGGUCUAUAUUCUCAGGCCUCAGCAUAAGCGACAUACCAGCCGUGGCUGCCAUCGCCCUGCCAAUACAGCCGAGAGAUCUCUCAAACGCCCACAGAUACGAGUUCAGCAACUCACUAUGGAAUCCAGAAACGACUGGCCAUCAACUCGGAAGUUGCUCUGGGACAAUAACCGAGGAGGCUCUGGAUAUUGAGAGAUCCAAGAAAAUAAUUGGAACCGUUACUCCACUCUCGAGGCCUUGUGCUUCGUCUGAGUCUAUGUUCUUCUAUACCCAAGGCAGCGCCAUCAUCCGUGUUCACCACAACACUCUCGCCAUGGAUACUCAGCUUCAACACCACAGUAACGACAUCAUACUGAUCGAAGUAAACAACUCUAGUCGGAGAGAGUCGGGUAAAUAUGUGUUUACCUAUGACACGGGAGGCGUGGCAGUUGUGUGGAAUCUGGCAACAGGCAAGGAGGUGUCUCGGUUCGUCUCGCCACAACUGACAUGCGCUGCCUGGAUGAGAAAUGGAGACUUGGUGCUCGGGAAUGCCAAAGGUUGUCUGAUUUUCUUUGACCCUAUAACAACACAACACUUCCCCGUCACUACAUUCUCUGGCAUAGCAAUAUCUACAAUUGCACAGGCCGAAGAAUGUGACUAUAUAGCCAUUGGCUGUCAAACCGGCGGGGUUUUCAUAGUUACUCCUCCUCCUAACUUCGCCAUUUUGUAUCAUGCAGCUCGCCGCCCACAGCUUUCUUUCCCAGUCGCAACACUUAGAUGGCAUCGGACCCCAUCCCUACAACAGAAAACCAUGUUAGCUGUGCAGUACAGCAACGGGGAUCUGCGAGUAUGGAGUAUGGGGAAGGCCUACUCCCCCGACAACCCAAUAAAAACUGUACGGGUCUUGGAUAAAAAUGGGAUUGACGAACAUGUGAAUUCCCAUUGGAUGGCGUGGUCAAAGAACGGAACUAUCGUUCAAUAUUCGGAUUCUAGCGGAACACUGGCCUGGGAUGUGCGCACCAAGUAUGUUACGCAAUACAACAUCCCUCUACCUGAAGGCAUCCAAGGCAUGGCAGUAUACGGCCCCGAGGCAAGGCUGUUUACAAUCGGGCCCGAUGACACUAUCCAACAAUUCAACGUUAGGUAUCCGCCUACAUUAGUUGCGAGUGUCCAGCAUCCUCUUCAAUUCUUUUAG